AUGAAGGCCUGGAGUAACUACCAUAAGGCCUGGGCCUGGAGUAACUACCAUAAGGCCUGGAGUAACUACCAUAAGGCCUGGAGUAACUACCAUAAGGCCUGGAGUAACUACCAUAAGGCCUGGGCCUGGACUAACUACCAUAAGGCCUGGAGUAACUACCAUAAGGCCUGGAGUAACUACCAUAAGGCCUGGAGUAACUACCAUAAGGCCUGGGCCUGGAGUAACUACCAUAAGGCCUGGAGUAACUACCAUAAGGCCUGGGCCUGGAGUAACUACCAUAAGGUCUGGGCCUGGAGUAACUACCAUAAGGCCUGGUCCUGGAGUAACUACCAUAAGGCCUGGAGUAACUACCAUAAGGCCUGGAGUAACUACCAUAAGGCCUGGAGUAACUACCAUAAGGCCUGGACUAACUACCAUAAGGCCUGGAGUAACUACCAUAAGGCCUGGACUAACUACCAUAAGGCCUGGAGUAACUACCAUAAGGCCUGGAGUAACUACCAUAAGGCCUGGAGUAACUACCAUAAGGCCUGGAGUAACUACCAUAAGGCCUGGAGUAACUACCAUAAGGCCUGGACUAACUACCAUAAGGCCUGGAGUAACUACCAUAAGGCCUGGACUAACUACCAUAAGGCCUGGAGUAACUACCAUAAGGCCUGGAGUAACUACCAUAAGGCCUGGAGUAACUACCAUAAGGUCUGGGCCUGGAGUAACUACCAUAAGGCCUGGAGUAACUACCAUAAGGCCUGGGCCUGGAGUAACUACCAUAAGGCCUGGAGUAACUACCAUAAGGCCUGGGCCUGGAGUAACUACCAUAAGGCCUGGAUUCAAUGUGAGCUGAUCAGUGUGAUCACCAUCUCAGUCCCUCGUCUUGCUCAUCCAGACCUGGUCAAUAUCUCAGCUUUGUUACAAACGACAUCGCAGGAUAUGUCAUGUGUUGCUUUUUCAACGUGUCAAUACAAAACCGAGGAUUAUCUGUCAAAGCACAUCAGUGACUACAAUUGUGAUUUUUGUUUUGUUCUUCGUUGUCUCGGUUAAGGAUAUCUGCAACGUUUGUCUCUGUUUGAUUAGCUCAGUUAGAAGUUUGACACUUGAAGACAGCUGAUUGGUUAUCGGUUGAGAGUAAAGAGCAUUGGACAUGUGGUAGUGGAGUCGAGUGGGUAUUUGUUGGUUCGAAACGGAAACUGAUAUUCAAGCUAUUAAAUAUUAAUGUUUAUUGUCAUGAUAUACCAUAGAACCACACAGAGAGGUAGAGUUAGAGAUGCCAGAGAGAUGCCAGAAAGAAGUUGAGAAUGGGACUGACAUUUGCGUUUCCCAAACGGCAGCCUAUUCCCUAUGUAAUGCACUACGUUUGACCAGAGCCCUAGAGGUAGUGAACUAUAUAGGGAAUAGAGUGCCAUUUGAGAAGUAAACAUGCAGAGGGUGCGUCACAGAAGCUGCUGGAAGGCGUUAGUGCAAGACGUUGUUGCCUUUACGUUGCCAAUACGGUGCCUAUAGAUUGCAAAAAGUUGCCUAGAAGCUGCCUAUACGUUGCCUAUACGUUGAAUAUAAGCUGCCUAUAUGUUUCCUAUGCGCUAACUCUAAGUUGCCUAUACGUUGACUAUACGUUGACUAUACGUUGCCUAUACGUUGCAUAUACGUUGCCUAUACGUUGCCUAUGCGUUGCCUAUACGUUGACUAUACGUUGACUAUAAGCUGCCCACCCAAACAUGCCAUAUACAACAGCCAGGUUCUGCCUUUUGAAGUUGAGAUAAUAUAUUUAUCAGUUAUUUCAAGUGAUGUGUACAUAGUUAUAUUGAUAUAUAGUUAUAUUGAUAUAUUGAUAUAUAGUUAUAUUGAUAUGUUGUGUUAUGUCUGAUGUCAAAAGAUUUGUCAAUGUCAAAGAAUUAGAUCGAAAACGUAUCACAAUUGUGAUCUUUACUUUACUAAGAACUGUAAAUAAUUUAUUUUAAUGAAAAUAUUUCUGAUGAUCCAACACAAUAAUUCAACCUCAAUGAUUCAACCCAAUGAUUCAACUCUAUGAUUCAACCUAAUGAUUCAACUCUAUGAUUCAACCUAAUGAUUCAACUCUAUGAUUCAACCUAAUGAUUCAACCCAAUGAUUCAACCCAAUGAUUCAACCUAAUGAUUCAACUCUAUGAUUCAACCUAAUGAUUCAACCUAAUGAUCCAACCCAAUGAUCCCAACCCAAUGAUUCAACCCGAAUGAUUCAACUUAAUGAUUCAACCUAAUGAUCCAAUCUAUGCAUUUUGUCCCUUGAUUUUGAUUUGUGUUGCUAUUCUAUAAUUUUUAUUUUUAACACUUUAUUUGGCCCGAAGACAGACGUGUUUUAUUGUAUCAUAGAGCUGUGAAAUAUUAUGGUAUAUUGUUAUGUUGUUGUCAGAAUGAUUGUAUGUUUUAAUCAGUUAUA
Oncorhynchus gorbuscha (pink salmon) is the source of this 2406-nucleotide messenger RNA. Its product is annotated as prothoracicostatic peptide-like. NCBI's taxonomy places the organism in Eukaryota, Metazoa, Chordata, Actinopteri, Salmoniformes, Salmonidae. The coding region runs from base 1 to 1035 and encodes 344 amino acids. The transcript has 4 exons. The record is from RefSeq and is a predicted model, not a curated record.